This is a messenger RNA of Cetraspora pellucida, 846 nucleotides long. NCBI's taxonomy places the organism in Eukaryota, Fungi, Glomeromycota, Glomeromycetes, Diversisporales, Gigasporaceae. The record is from the annotation of a GenBank genome assembly.
AUGAAUAAGUACAAUGGUAAGCCGUUGGCAGCUUUGAAAGAAGAAAUUGAAAAGGAGUAUAUUAAAACGCGCGAAGAAUUUUAUGAUGCAAAACAGUUAGAAACUAAGGCGCUUGUGCAUGAGAGCAGUACGAAAGUGCAAGCUUUACUGCUUCAAUGUGAUAAAAGUAUCAAGGAAAUUCGUGCUAAUUUUAAGGGAGAUCCAUAUCCUCCAUUUGAAAAUUUACCUGUAACGAAAGUAAAAAGCAACACUAAUAAUGCAAGUCACUCAAAAGCUCCAACAAAAGGAAGACCACCUUCGCUUAAGAUUGAUUUAAAUGUUCAGGAUUAUUUAUCAACUACUCAUCGUAAAAAACGUUCGGAUAAACGUUUGGCUAUAAGCAUUCCAAUUCAAAGUGAAAUUCCAAAAUAUGCAUUAUGGACUCCAAUUACAAGAAGCUCAAAGACAGAAGAUGAUCCUGUAUUGAGGCAUCUCUAUUAUUUUGGUGAAGACAGUGAAGACGAUGAUGACGUUGAUUAUUUUGAUGUUUAUGAGGAAAGCAUAGUAGGCAAAAAUUCGCAUGAUCUGGAAGGAGAACAAAUUGCUAUCAAGACCAUGCAUUACAUAUUCAGGCAGAAUCAUAUUCCAAUAACGCUUAUAGAAAAAUCUAUAGCUAAAUUCGAAGGUCCAAAAUCGAGCAAAACAUCUACUACACCUUUAACGACCUCAAGGAUUGCACGAUUACCGGUAAUGGAAAACAGGGCUAGUCCUGCUGAUAACAAUGAUGAGAAUAUGGAUGUUUCAUUUAUUGAGGUUACUCUUAAAGUGCUUGCAAAAUUUCUGAAAGGAAAAGAUAUCAAGAAGAUG